Molecule: messenger RNA, 1365 nt
Organism: Aspergillus alliaceus
Lineage: Eukaryota; Fungi; Ascomycota; Eurotiomycetes; Eurotiales; Aspergillaceae
Gene: bud32
Product: serine/threonine protein kinase BUD32
Exons: 1
Coding region: 422-1240 (272 amino acids)
Biological process (GO): protein phosphorylation
Cellular component (GO): cytosol; nucleus; EKC/KEOPS complex
Molecular function (GO): ATP binding; protein serine/threonine kinase activity
Source: RefSeq, a predicted model, not a curated record
GGCGUGUAUUCUACCUGUCCCACCUGGAUAACGGGGUUUAUGAUGAUACUAUAAUCAUAACAGCGCUUAAUGCCUUAAAAGACAUCUAAGAGAGGCUCAAUGUAGCUAUUAAUAGCCCAGGGAUCCUCCAAUUGCUACCCUAGCCGUUAAUCACCAGCUUUCUACACACACAAGGAUUUCAAGCAUCUCUAGGUUUAGGGCUUGCACAUAGCCGCCGGGGUUUCCAGUCCGAUAUCCAAUAUCCACCCAAUCGCUGCCUCACUCCUCAGGCACCAAAUAACCAGAUACCCCACCAAAACACCAUCACCAACUUUUUUCCUCCAACCCUCAUUCACUCCCUCACUAUCAAUCAAUCAAUCAACCAACCAAACAACCCUCACACCCACCAACCAAUCCAUCCCCCACCGAUACCGCCAGCAAAAUGCCAACCGCACCGCAAGAACCCUACACCCCACCCCCCCUCCCACCCCCAUUCACAACGACAACCCCACCCCCAACCCUCCUAACCCAAGGCGCCGAAGCCCACCUCUACAAAACAAUCCACCUGACCCCUUCCACACCCGCCGCCCUGAAAAUCCGCCCCUCAAAACCCUACCGCCACCCCAUCCUCGACCGCCGAUUGACCCGCCAGCGCGUCCUCCAGGAAGCCCGGUGUCUGGUGAAGCUCGUCCGGGAGGGCGUGAACGUUCCGGCAGUCUUGGCGCUGGAUUGGGAGGGGAAUGGGAAUGGGGGCGCGUGGUUACUUAUGGAGUGGAUUGAGGGGUUGGUUGUGCGGGUUGUUUUUGAGCGGUGGGAGGCGUUUAUGAAGGCUUAUGGGGAGGAGUUGAGUGAGGAGAAGCUUGGGGCGGAGGAGGGAAGGGUGAGGGCGUUGAUGAGGGAGAUUGGCGGGGUUGUUGGGGGUUUGCAUAAGGCGGGGGUCAUUCAUGGGGAUUUGACGACCAGUAAUUUGAUUCUUAGGCCGAAGGGGGCUGUUGAGGUUGAUGAUGGGGAGAGUCCGUCGAUGGAGGGAGAAGUUGUUUUGAUUGAUUUUGGGCUGGCGGGGCAGAGUUCUUCGGAGGAGGAUCGCGCGGUGGAUUUGUAUGUUCUUGAGAGGGCUUUUGGGAGUACGCAUCCUCGUGCGGAGAGGUUCUUUGAGGAGGUGCUUGUGGGGUAUAAGGAUAGUUAUAAGGGGGCUGCAGUUACGUUGAAGAGGUUGCAGGAUGUUAGGAUGAGGGGGCGCAAGAGGAGUAUGAUUGGGUGAAUUUGGGGUUUUUUCUUGCAUCUUUUCGUUUAUAUUAUGAGAUUGGGUUCGGUUGGAGUUGAAGAUUGUUCUAUCGGGGAGAAUAUGUUUUCAUUCAUCGUCAGUGACAAACACCACGCUUUAUC